AUGUCGAAACCAAUAGAAAUCCAGUCCGUCAAACAAUGGAACGAGAUCAUUGAGGCCGCAAACGAUAAAACUCUAGUUGUCGACUUCCACGCCACCUGGUGCGGUCCCUGCAAGGUUAUUGCCCCACAGUUCAGCCAACUAGCUGAACAAAACCCUAAUGUGCAAUUCCUGCGAGUUGAUGUAGAUGAGCACGCAGCCAUUGCGGAAUUCUUGUACGAGUUGCAUUGCUGGGGACCACCAUUACUGACUUUUUUUACCCAUAGUCAAGUUAGAGCUAUGCCAACAUUCUACGCGAUAAAGAAUCGUGAGGUAGUGGGCUGGGCAAGUUCAUUACCUUCGAGUUUGGACCUCUUCUCACAUAAGUACAGCUUCGCGGCGCAGAUCCGAAGGGGCUUGCCAACCUAG
This is a messenger RNA of Mycena indigotica, 405 nucleotides long. RefSeq names its product Thioredoxin-domain-containing protein. Bases 1 to 405 code for a protein of 134 amino acids. The record is from RefSeq and is a predicted model, not a curated record. The transcript is spliced from 2 exons. NCBI's taxonomy places the organism in Eukaryota, Fungi, Basidiomycota, Agaricomycetes, Agaricales, Mycenaceae.